This is a messenger RNA of Prunus armeniaca (apricot), 558 nucleotides long. The record is from the annotation of a GenBank genome assembly. NCBI's taxonomy places the organism in Eukaryota, Viridiplantae, Streptophyta, Magnoliopsida, Rosales, Rosaceae.
AUGCAACAAACAGAGCCCGAAUUCUACACCGACGAAAUAAUCAAAGGAUUCAUUUUGGUGUUGCUGGUUGCGGGGAGUGACACGUCAUCAACAACCCUAGAAUGGGCAAUGGCGCUGUUGCUAAACCAUCCAGGGCAAAUGGAGAAAGUGAGAGAUGAGAUAGAGACCAAGGUUGGAGAAAAGCGUGCGUUGGAAGCGCAAGACUUGCCAAAGCUGUGUUACUUGCAAAAUGUGAUCAAUGAGACACUCCGCUUGUACCCACCUUUUCCAAUUCUGGUGCCCCGUGAAGCCUCCGAGGACUCUCUGGUGGGGGGAUUUGACGUGCCACGUCAUACAAUGCUGGUGGUGAAUGCGUGGGCCAUCCAUAGGGACCCUGAGGUGUGGGAGGACCCCACAAAGUUUAAGCCAGAGAGGUUUGAAAGAUGGAUUGGUGAUGGAGGGCUUGAAGGAGGAUAUAGGCUAAUCCUGUUUGGGGCUGGAAGGCGCGGAUGUCCUGGGGCUGGCUUAGCAAACAGGUUGGUUGAACUGGCUCUUGGAAAGCUUGGUUCAGUCAUUUGA